AUGGCCCUGCUGCCCUGUGAGCAGCUUCUUUUGGCAAGGUAUGUGGAUGAGCGACCUGUCCCCAUCGAGGAGAGCUUCUGUGAUGUUCUGAACCUUGACUCUUUGGAUUGGCGGCCGUUGCCCAACUCCGCCUACCGCCACAUAUGCAUUGAUGAAGACAUCUUGGACCACAGCGCCUUCUUUGGAGCUGCCUCGGUAAGCCGCCGCAUCGUGGCACUCAUGGGACAUAUGACGCUGGCCUACAAUCCGACAUUGCCUGAGGAUGGGUGGCGGGCCGUGGUAGCCCCCCUCGGAGAUGUUGAGGUAGGUGCCUCCUCCUGCUGCGUUGCCUUGGGGGACGAGCUGAUUGUUGCCUCUGGGCGCCCUCCGGCACUGGCUCGGAAGGUGGCCGGCUUCCGCUUUGCCAAACCUCCGACAGACCCUUUGUGGUUUCAUGGCUCUUGGCGUCAGCUGCCAGACCUUGACAAAGCACGUGUGGGUGGUGCAAUGGCUGUGGUGGAUGACUACUUGUACAUCACUGGAGGUGUAGAUGAGACGACCGGAGAAUUCCACAACACAGCAGAGCGGCUGGCAGCAAGACCUCGGGAUGUCGAAGAUUGGCAGAGUGUUCCAUGGUUUCAGAUGCCCCGGGCGCUACAUGCACAUAAUGCCUUUGCAAUGCCUUACUUGGAAUGA
Molecule: messenger RNA, 675 nt
Organism: Durusdinium trenchii
Lineage: Eukaryota; Dinophyceae; Suessiales; Symbiodiniaceae
Source: the annotation of a GenBank genome assembly